This is a messenger RNA of Hemisphaericaspora subhashii, 9852 nucleotides long. It is a transcript of the gene TOM1, whose product is annotated as E3 ubiquitin-protein ligase. Bases 1 to 9852 code for a protein of 3283 amino acids. Gene Ontology annotation, biological process: proteasome-mediated ubiquitin-dependent protein catabolic process; protein polyubiquitination; positive regulation of protein catabolic process. Gene Ontology annotation, molecular function: ubiquitin-protein transferase activity. The transcript has a single exon. Lineage: Eukaryota; Fungi; Ascomycota; Pichiomycetes; Serinales; Debaryomycetaceae. The record is from RefSeq and is a predicted model, not a curated record.
AUGAUUAUUGAAAAGAGAGAACGUAUGGAAAGGAUGGAAAUGGUUAAACCAUUGAAACCUUUGAUUGAUGAUUUAACAAAUUGUGAUAUAAAUGAAUUGCCACUGAAAUUAAAUUCAAAUUUACAAUGGGUUAGACCAAAAGGUGAUUUAUUUGAUUGGAUUCCAGUAUUGAAUAGAAUAGAUCAAAUAUUUGAAGAUAAUAUUAAGAAAUAUGGAUUAAAUGAUGAAUGUGUCAAAUUACAACUUAUACCUAAAUCUGAUGAAGAUUUAAUUAUUGCAUGUCUUCGAUUUACAACCACGUUGUUAUUUCAUUGUUCUGAAAGACUGAUUUAUAAUAGUAGUGAGAGAAUUUAUGAUUUGAUCAAUACUCCAUCAAUUGAAAUUAGAUUGAGAGCUUUGGAAGUUGCAGUGUUAAUUGCAGAACGAUUUAUUCAAACCAGUUCAUCAAAAUAUGCUGCUCCUAAACAAGUAAAACAAAAAGUAUUAGAACUUGCACGAUCAUAUCCUCCUAUGGUUCCUAUAGAUAGUGCAUUAAAGCAACUGCAUAAAAAUAAUGCUCAAAAGAAGGAUGAGAAACCAAGUAUCGUUGGUGAUCAUUUCAAUUUUGUUGACACAUUAACUACCAAAAAGAAAUAUCCUAGUAAAUGGAAAAGCAUCAAUUUUCAAUAUUAUAAAUCUGCAUUAACAUCCUCAUCUGCUCCAUGGGAAGGUCCAUCUACUGUAUCUACAUCUACUACUACAUCAUCCAAAGAAGACAAAUCAAAGCCCGCCAAGAAGAAACAGAAGAAGAAUUUGGUUUUACAAGAAGGUUUGGAAACUUUUACAAUCCCAGAAGAAUCAGUUAGAAAGUUAACAUUAGAACAAAUAUAUGAUAAAGCCUCAAACGUUUUACCUAAAGAAUUUUGGUUUUCCUUUGGAAUUCAAGCAGCAGUUGCUAAAUCCUUCAAUACGAAAUCAUAUGAAUCCAUAAAAUUAAGACAAAAAUUGUUACAAAUCAAAUGUCUUGCUGUUGGAUUUAUCUGUAGCAUGUGCUCGACUCAAAGCACAUCAUCUAAAUUAUUGGAGGCUGAACCAUACAUAUUUAGUUUCUUAGUUGACGCAGUACUGCCUGAAAAUGAAGAUAGAGUACCUAGAGAAGUUUACAGAACUGCUGUUACUGCCCUCACAUGCAUUUCAUUGAAGAAGGUAUGGGGCGGCGAUAUUAUACGUUGCAUGGGUGGUAAUGUUAGUCAUGGGGUGUUAUUUCAAUGCAUAAGACAAAUCUGGAAGAAAGUUUCGAAUGAAGAUGACGAUUAUGAUGAAGAAGGAUAUAUUCGUUUCUUUAGUAUGAUUGGUAAUAUGAUAAAAACUAAAAGUUUGAUUCAAAAGUUAUCAGCAGGAGGGAUAUUGAACGAUUUAAUGAAGUUUUUAAAUUUGAAAUCGAAAUAUAGGUGGUCUUGUUCUGCUGCGACACAUUUAAUUUCAAUUUAUUUAAGUGGAUCUCCAGAUUCUUUAGAUGACUUUGUGGCAAAUGAUGGAUUUAAUUCUUUGAUUGAUACCAUAAGAUAUGAAGUUGAUUUUGCAUUAGAAAACCCUGAUUAUGGUGGUGGUGCUCCAAAGGAUGCAAUUGUUCAUUAUACAAUUUCAUUCAGACAAGCUAAUUAUAUCAGGAAUUUAAUGAUUUUAGUUUCAGAUAUUAUACAAUCAGAUGUUGGAGAUAGAUUAAGAAAUUUAUUUGAUUCUCCAUUACUUGCGAGUUUUAACAAGAUUUUACAAAAUCCAAGUAUUUUUGGUCCUUUGAUAUUAGCAUCCACAAUUGAUUCAGUAUUUUACAUCAUUCAUAAUGAACCAACUGCAUUUUCCAUUCUUAAUGAAGCUAAAGUUAUAGAUACAAUUUUGGAGAAUUAUGAACAUUUAUUUUUACCUUCAAGUACAUUAUUAGUUUCAUUGCCAGAGGUGCUUAGUGCAAUUUGUUUAAAUAAUGCCGGUUUAAGGAAAGUGAAAGAAAAGGGCACAAUUUCAACCUAUUUCAAAUCAUUUUAUAAUCUUGCAAAUGCAAAGGAACUAAUUAGAUCCGAUAUGGGCACUAAUUUAGGAUGUUCAUUUGAUGAAUUAGGAAGACAUUAUCCAUCCCUAAAGCCAAUUAUUCUAGAAGAAGUGAAGAAAUUAGUUGAAGAAAUUGCAGAUCAUGUUGAUGAGAAAUUGCAGGGUGUACAAUUUUAUAAUUCAAAUGCAGGAUUACUUUAUAAAGAUUCUAAUGACGAAUCAGGCAUUCAUGAAGAAGGUGCUAAAGAAAUUGAAUGUUGGGAUACUUCUGAAUAUGCAUAUAUUAUUGACAAUGUCUUUUAUUUCCUUGGUGGAUUCCUUCAAGAUAGUGGACAAUGGGGAGCUGAUGUUAUCAGAAAAAUCAAAUUUGAAUCUUGGAUUAAGUGUUUGACAUUGAAGAAUGCACCUUAUGAUUAUAUUGUGUCUAAUGGUAUAUCAUCAUUUAUGGGAAUCUUGAAAUAUUUUGACGAUGAGAAUAGAGAAUAUGGAUUACCGGUUGUGAUCCAAAAAUUAACUGACUUACUUGAGACUAAGGAAGUACAGAAUUAUAUUUAUUAUGAACAUUCAGAUGAAUCGUUUUUUUCUACAUUGGAUCAUGAAAGUGGUACAAGACUUUUACAGCUUUUGAAUUCCAUUACUAUAUUAUUGUUUACCAUUACAGAAAUUUAUAUCAACUUAGGAUUAAUGUUCCCUGAAAGAUUAGUUCAAAUUGUGAAUCUUUUCGGAGGUUAUGGAUUAACUACAGCCACCCACUUGGGAGCACUUUUACAACGAAGCAUCAUUGAAGAAACCAUUACAAGAUCCAAUAUUCCGAAAGAGGCGUUCAAACUUACUACAAUUAUUGCAAAUGGUGUUCCUCCGUUACAAGCCCAUUUAGAAGAACCAUCAGAUACGCCACCGGAACCAAAUGGAACAAGUGCCAAGUUUAAGAAUACAUUGCAAAUUAGGUUCUUUAGUUAUUAUAUCCAAAGCUAUGCUUCAUUAAUAUUUGCUUCUAUCGCAAGAGCUUCAAUUCCAAAACGUUUAGAUUUUACUCAAUAUGAUGUUAGGAGGCAAGGUGUUGAAAUUAUUGUAGAAAUUGGGAAGAUAUUCACAGAUGCUAUCACCAGAACAUUCGAGAACAAAUAUUAUCAGUAUAGUUAUAUAAUGGGGGUGGCUAAUAUUGCUUUAUAUGUAUUAUCCCAAAAGGAAAGAAACAAGGACAUGGUAUGUACGGGGCUUGCGAUUUCAUUUGUACAGAAUGGAUUUUAUGAUAAGUUACUGAAAAUUAUAAUUGAGUUAUGGAAUAAAUUAUUAGAAAUGGAUCCUGAAUCAGUCAAGGAAACUCUUGAUCUUAAGUAUCUUAGUGCACAUGAGAGUAGUAUUGUUAAAAAUGCCUUAAGUCAAUCGUUAAUGAUAUUUGCCAAAUCAGUUAAUUCAGAUAUAGUUCCCGAUCUUCCAAAUGCAAAGCUUUAUUUUGAAUCUGGUUAUGACGAUGCCGUGGAUCCACAUUUGAUAUCGACUUUGUUAAUUAAUAUUAGAGGUAUUGCAAUUGAUUUAUUAUCGACUAUAGUUGGAUCAGAAUCGAGAUUACGAAUUUGUGGAAAUGGUGAAUCUCCAGCUAAUAUCCCAUCACCUUUGAUUGAACAGAUCAUAUAUAUAUGUAAGAAUAGUCUUCUGGAAAAAGGGGAGCUAAAAGUACAAUCAAUUGGAAACUAUCGAUUUUUACCAUUUGAUAUUAGAAAUGUUUCUCCACCAUCUGAACAAGUUGCAUAUUUGAUUUCACUCGGAUUAUCAGAAUUCCAAGCAAAUCAUUUCUUCAAACAUGGACUUUCUUUAAGUGAGGUGGCAUCUGGUGCAAGAAUUGAUUGUUCUCAAUUGAAUAUUGGUGGUGCUAGGUGGGAUGAUCUUGCGGAAUCCAUAAAGGAAGAUGAUAUUGAUUUUAGUAUUGAUUUUCCUCAUUAUAAAACUAAUUCUGAGAUUUUGGUUGAACGUCCAAUUUUUAAAGAAGAUUUUGAAGAAGAUUGGUUGUCCAUUGGAAAGUUGUAUCCGAAGGUAAUACCCGUGUUGGCUGAUUUAUUUAUAUCAAAUAAUCCGAGAGAAUCAAUUCAAGAAAUUCGUAGGGAUCUUAAAUUGUUAGGUGGAAGUUCUGAUUCUGAAGCUUUAGGUGUCGAUUGGCAAUUAUUGGCAUUGUUGCUCCAAAAUGAAAGACCGGUAUAUGGGCCAAAUGAUCCAUAUGAAGAUUUUGUUACUGAAUUAUUGUCAACAGGUGUUAUAUCUAAUGAAAGAGUAAAUGAACCAUAUAUUCAAUAUGUAAUGGCUGUAUUAGAACAAGUAAUAAUCUUCAAAACUGCACCGAUUGCUGAGGAAACAAAACAUGAAAGUAUCAGAGUUACAUCCAAUAAUAAAUACUACUUGAUGAAAGAUUUGGAUAUGGAUAAGAUCUUCGAAAGUAUCUUGCAAUUAAAGGGAAUCACAGAUCCUAGAUCAGCCAACGGAAUAGCCCGUGUUCUUGCUUUGUAUGCUAAAGACCUGAAGUUUGCGGUUGAGAUUGCCAACAGUAAUUUAUUGAGAGAAUUAAUCCGGAUUCCUAAGCAAAUCAUUAAAGACAAAGCAGUUUAUGAAUCAUUGAAAACAAGUUUGGUAUUAAUUGUCAGAUAUUGUUUUGAAACGGUAGAUAUAUUGAAGUAUUAUAUGACAAAUGAAUUGACUGGUCUACUCACUGGUAGUUUCAGACAGAUUAGAGACUUGCAAUCUUGCUUGAAGGACAAUUCGUCACUUAUUUUACGAGAUGCCAAUGUGUUUGUUGAUGUGAUUUCUAAGGAUGUGAGAUUGGAUGGCUAUGGAGGUGGUGAAUUUUUUGCUAAUAAGAUUCCAGUAAGAAAAGUUUCCAAACAAGAGCAAGAAUCAGAGGAUGUUGAAAUGACGGAUGCGGAAACUAGUACCAGUAGUCAACCAAAACAAAUUGAAUCAACUACUAUUGUCAGUAUGUUGUUAACGGAAUUAAUGAAUGUUGCUAAAACCGAUUGGAUUUCUGAUCCUGUUCAGGAAGAGCCCAAGAAGGACACUUCGAAGAAAGAUAAUCAAUCAGAUUUGUUUGCAAAUGAGAAUUUCGCAUAUGCAUGUUUCCUUAUCCAAAUAAUUACUGAACUUUUGGGAUCCUAUAAACAGGCGAAGUUUGAAUUUUUGACGUUUUCGAAAAAGUUGCACCCUGAUGAACCAUUGAAACCUAGAUCUACAGCUUUGAAUUUUUUUAUCCAUCAAUUGAUUCCAACUCGUCUGUUUGAAAAGCCAUCAGGAAAUCAAUUUGAAAGACGUUGUGCUAUCUCAUCCAUUGCAAAAAUGUCUCUUAUGGCAUUGAUUUCUACCCCGAUUAUUGAUGAAAAGAAUGAACCAAGUCCAAAGAAAGAAGAUGCAGACUUGGGAUUUAUUAGAAGAUUCUUGGUUGAAAUAUUGAUGAAGAUUAUUAAAGAAACUGCAACUAUGAAAAACUUGGCUCAAGAAAGAUAUGGAAAAUUGUAUGACUUGUUUGAAUUGACGGGUUUAUUGAUAUCCACAAAAUUCCGUGAUGCUGCAGGUCCGUUAUUAAACAAAUCUGCUUCCAAAUUUGAUCAAUACUAUAUCACUAAAGUAUAUGUUGAAAAGCAAGUGGCAAAUAUUUUGACAGGUUUAUUAGCAGAAUUAGAUUUGAAUUUCCCAGACGUUGAUAAGGUAAUUAAAGCUACCCUUAAACCCAUUGCAUUUUUAGGUAAGAGUAAAGUUGAUUAUCAAGAGUAUUUUGCCGACGAUAACCAAGGAGAUAACGAAGAUGUGGAUGUUGAACCUGAAGAUGUGGAUGACAGAGAAGAGACUCCUGAUUUGUUCCGGAACUCCACUUUAGGAAUGUAUGAUGUUGAGUUUGAUAGUGAAGAAGAUGAGGAUGAUGAGGAUAUGUACUAUGACGGAGAAGGUCCAUUAGAAGUGUUAUUAUCUGGUGAUGAGAUUGUUGAUUCUGAUGAUGAUUCUUCGGAAUUAUCAGCUAUAGAUUCGGAUGAAGAAGGCGAUGAAAUUAGUAUGGAAGCUGUCGAAGAUGAAUCUGGUAUUGACGAUGAAUUUUUCGAAGGUGAUGAGGCUGAAGAUUCAGAAGGAAGCUUGGGAGAUAUUGAAAUUAUUGAUGAAUUAGACUUGGGAUCGCAUAGCGAAGGUGAAAGUGGUGACGAAGGUUCUUCUGCUUCCGGAUUUUAUGACUUUGAGGAAGAUCAAGACAGUAGUGAAUAUGAUGAAGAUGAAUUAGACGGUUGGAUUGAAGAACUUCAAGAUGGAGAACCAUCAGAAGAUGAAGAAGUUGAUGGGGACCAAGAAGAAAAUGCUGCAAACAGAGUAAGAAGAGAAAGACAAAUUCAUUUUGAAGAAAAUGAAGAGUCUGAUGAAAACUUAAGUGACGUUGAAUCCACUCUGGAACUUGAGCUUAAUUUGAAUAGUCCAGGUAACUUUGUUAGAAGAUUGAUAGAUGAAGCCGGAAUUACUGCAACCCCAGAACUUUCCAUGCUUUUCAAUAGUUUAUUCCGUGAUGUUGGGUUUAGAGGAACAAUUGAUAUUUCACAAGAAGAUAGUCGUGUUUUACCAUAUCCUGUUGGUCGAUUCUUUGAUACGAUGUUCCCUAUUGGAAAGCAACAAAAACAUGUUGAUCACACUCAAGAAUUUCACGUAAAAUCCACAAAGGAACGUUGGGUUGAUGCAAUGAGAAUGUUUUAUCCUAAGGACAAGGAAGAAUUUACGUUUAAGGUCCUUCCAGCCAUAAUUAAUCGAAUCGAGGAAGAUAGUAUUCAAUUGUACAAAAAGAAACAAGCAGAGUUGGAACAAGCCAAGAAAGAAAAGGAAGAGAAAUUGAGGAUAAUGAAAGAAGAAGAAGAAAAGAGAAAAGCCGAGGAAGUUAGACAACGUGAAGAAAGUGCAGCAAAUGCACCACCUCAUGUUCCAAUUAUGGUUCAGAUUGGUGAUCGUGAAGUUGAUAUUGGUGGAACUGAAAUUGAUCCUGAUUUCUUUGAAGCAUUACCUGAUGAUAUGAGAGAAGAAGUGUUUACGCAAUAUGUUCGUGAGAGAAGAGCAAAUGCAACUAAUAGUGGUGCUGAUGUUCGUGAAAUUGAUCCAGAUUUCUUGGAAGCUUUACCUGAUACCAUUAGAGAUGAAAUCCUUCAACAAGAGGCUAUGCAAAGAAGAUAUAGAAUACUCGAAGAACAUAGAGAAGAAGAAGGUGCUGAAGAUGGAGAUGACGAUAUGAUACAAGAAUUUGAUGCUGUUCCGAAUGCUCCAUCCAGGCGGGGAAGUACAGUUCCAACAAUCAAGAAAGUUUCAAAGAAGGUGUUUUUCACUCCAUUAGUUGACAAACCGGGUGUAUCUGCAUUAAUAAGGCUUUUAUUUUCUCCGGUAUCAAUAAGUCAAAGGGAAUAUAUUUAUCAUUCAUUACAAUAUAUGAGUAAUAAUAAACAAACUAGAAUUGAAAUUAUGAGUUUAAUGAUUGCCAUUCUUCAUGAUUGUUUUACAUAUCAACGUCCAAUUGAAAAGAUCUAUUCUCAAGUUUGCAACCGGGCUAAUGGUUCAAAAGAUCAAAAGAAAGUAUACAAGCUUCCAAUUGGAGCUACUCAAAUUUCUGUUGGUAUUCAAAUUAUUGAAGCUGUUGAUUAUUUAUUAGAACGUAAUAGUCAUUUAAGAUAUUAUUUAUUAACCGAACAUGAAAAUCCAUUUAUUGUUAAGAAGGUUCAUAAGAAUGCAGCUAAAUUGAAUAUAUCAUCUAAAGAAACUAAGUUUGCCCUUAAUUAUUUAUUAAUGCUUCUUGAGAAUCCAUUAGUUAUAGAAGAUCAAACAUUUUUGGAUAUUUUAGCUAGAGUAUUACAAGUCACUACCCGUCCUUUACAAGUGAUGCAUAAAAAGCAAGAAAAGGCUAGUCCAUUUGUUCCCCCUACUGUGCCUAGUGAAAAUUAUCGUCAAAUUAUUAAGAUCUUGGCAAGUAAUGAUUGUUCCAAUGCAACCUUUAGAAGAACUAUUAGUGCUAUGCAAAAUAUGUCAGGAUUAUCAAAUGCGCAAAAGAUAUUUUCAUUAGAAUUAUCCGAUCAAGCAUCUUCAUUAGGUCAUAAAAUUAUUAUUGAUUUGAAUAGUUUAACAAAAGAAUUACAGGGAGUCAAUUAUAGUUCUGAUAGUAAAUUAUUUUCCAAAUUUAGUGCUCAUUCAUCUGAUCAAGCUAAAUUAUUACGUAUUUUAACGGCAUUAGAUUAUAUGUUUGAAACCAAAGAACGUGAAAAGAAACAAGAAGAAGAUUCUGAAUCUGGUGGUGACGGUGGUGAUAAGAAGACCAAAGAAGCUUUGGAUGAAAUUGAAGAAUUGACUGGGUUGUAUAGGAAGUUAGCGUUAGGUAAUCUUUGGGAUGCUUUGAGUGAGUGUUUGAGAGUAUUGGAAGAGAAACCACAAUUACAUACUGUUGCCAAUGCAUUGUUACCAUUAAUUGAGGCAUUAAUGGUUGUUUGCAAACAUAGUAAAGUUAGAGAAUUACCUAUUAAGGAUUGCUUGAAAUAUGAAGCCAAGAAGAUUGAUUUUACAAAGGAACCAAUUGAGUCAUUGUUUUUUUCAUUUACUGAUGAACAUAAGAAGAUUCUUAAUCAAAUGGUUAGAGGGAAUCCUAAUUUAAUGAGUGGUCCAUUUGGUAUGUUGGUUAGAAAUCCAAGAGUAUUAGAAUUUGAUAAUAAGAAGAAUUAUUUUGAUCGAAAAUUACAUGAAGAUAAAAAAGAGAAUCAUAAAUUAACUGUUAAUGUUCGUCGUGAACAAGUAUUUUUAGAUUCUUAUCGAGCAUUAUUUUUCAAACCAAAAGAUGAAUUUAGAAAUUCUCAAUUGGAUAUUAAUUUCAAAGGUGAACAAGGUAUUGAUGCUGGUGGAGUUACUAGAGAAUGGUAUCAGGUUUUGAGUAGACAAAUGUUUAAUCCUGAUUAUGCCCUUUUUACCCCAGUUGUAAGUGAUAAAACCACUUUCCAUCCAAAUAGAACUUCAUAUAUUAAUCCAGAACAUUUAUCAUUUUUCAAAUUUAUUGGUAGAAUAAUUGGGAAAGCAAUAUUUGAUAAUUGUUAUUUAGAUUGUCAUUUCUCUCGUGCUGUUUAUAAGAGGAUUUUAAGUCGACCACAAUCAUUGAAAGAUAUGGAAUCAUUAGAUUUAGAAUAUUUUAAAUCAUUAAUGUGGAUGUUAGAAAAUGAUAUAACUGAUGUUAUUACUGAAGAUUUUUCGGUUGAAAGUGAUGAUUAUGGAGAACAUAAGAUUAUUGAUUUAAUUCCCAAUGGUAGGAAUAUUCCAGUUACUGAAGAAAAUAAACAAGAAUAUGUUCGAAAAGUUGUUGAAUAUAAAUUACAAACUUCUGUUGCUGAACAAAUGGAUAAUUUCUUAAUUGGUUUCCAUGAAAUAAUUCCAAAAGAUUUAAUUGCAAUUUUUGAUGAACAAGAAUUAGAAUUAUUAAUUUCUGGAUUACCUGAUAUUGAUGUCUUGGAUUGGCAGAAUAAUACUAUUUAUAAUAAUUAUUCUCCAUCUUCAUUACAAAUCCAAUGGUUUUGGAGAGCAGUUAAAUCAUUUGAUAAUGAAGAACGAGCAAGAUUGUUGCAAUUUGCUACUGGGACUUCAAAGGUUCCAUUGAAUGGGUUUAAAGAAUUAAGUGGUGCCAGUGGGACAUGUAAAUUUAGUAUUCAUCGUGAUUAUGGAUCAACUGAUAGAUUACCGUCAUCACAUACCUGUUUUAAUCAAAUUGAUCUUCCAGCAUAUGAUAGUUAUGAAACAUUAAGAGGAUCGUUAUUGAUGGCUAUUACUGAAGGUCAUGAAGGUUUUGGAUUGGCUUGA